UCUUUCAUCUUAACCUGUUGUUCCCUCCUCCAGUCUCCUCCCCGUGUUGCCUGCCCUCCUUUUUCUGCAGCUCCUGUUAAGCUUUCAGUGCUCUGGAUCUUUAGCAAGAAGCACACUCAAACACUUCUUGCUUACCCUUUCUCCCUUGACCUUGAUCUGAGGAUGGCUAGGAGACCAAGGAACAGCAUAUACAGCUCAGAAGAUGAUGACGAUGACAUAGAAAUGUAUGAGCAUGACUAUGAUGGCCUGCUGACCAAGGGAAAACGCCACUUGGGAAAAACCCGCUGGACACGUGAAGAGGAUGAGAAACUCAAGACAUUAGUGGAACAGAAUGGCACAGACGACUGGAAGGUUAUUGCCAGUUUCCUUCCUAAUCGAACAGAUGUACAGUGUCAACAUCGGUGGCAGAAAGUUUUAAAUCCAGAACUUAUCAAAGGCCCAUGGACAAAAGAAGAGGAUCAACGGGUGAUAGAACUUGUGCAGAAAUAUGGCCCUAAACGUUGGUCUGUAAUUGCCAAGCACUUAAAGGGAAGAAUUGGCAAGCAAUGCAGAGAGAGGUGGCAUAAUCAUCUCAAUCCUGAAGUUAAGAAGACCUCUUGGACAGAAGAAGAAGACAGAAUAAUAUAUGAAGCUCAUAAGCGUCUGGGAAAUAGAUGGGCAGAAAUUGCAAAGCUUCUUCCUGGAAGAACUGAUAAUGCUAUCAAGAACCACUGGAAUUCUACCAUGCGUCGCAAGGUCGAACAAGAAGGUUACCUCCAGGAUUCAGUAAAAGCCAAUCAAUCUUCAGUAACCACAAACUUCCCAAAGAGCAACCACUUGAUUGGCUUCACCCACCCAUCACCGACACCCCAGCUCUCUCAAGCCAGCCAGCCACCAGUGAACAAUUACCCUUACUACCACAUGCCUGAGCAACAAGCUUCCUAUCCAGUGGCACUUCAUGUAAAUAUUGUGAAUGUCCCACAGGCAGCAACUGCAGCUGUCCAGAGACACUAUACUGAUGAAGAUCCUGAGAAAGAGAAGAGGAUAAAGGAACUGGAAUUGCUGCUUAUGUCUACAGAAAAUGAACUUAAAGGGCAGCAGGCACUGCCGAUCCAUGCUGCAGAUUACCCUGUGUGGCAAAGCACAACCAUUGCUGACAAUUCCAGACCGCAUGGGGACAGCGCUCCUGUGUCCUGUCAUGGUGAGCCACAUCAUUGUAUACCAUCUCCACCCGUGGACCAUGGCUGCCUACCUGAAGAGAGUGCCUCCCCUGCCCGCUGCUUUGGUAUUAACCUUUACAUUCAGAUGAAGAAUAUGCCAGAGUACGCAGACACACUGCAGCUUGUAGAUUCCGCUCCUGCAUCCUUGGUUGAACUAAACAGUUUUGAGAACUAUGAGAAAUCAGAUUCCUCACCAGUCCAAGCUUCAGAGCCUCACGAGGGUUUGGGUAGCCUCAUGAGCCCAGGGGGUGCCACUGAAUCACACUUAAGUAAAAACAUGUUGUGUCAUGGCUCCCCUACCUCGCCCAGCUCCUUAAAUUCUUCAAAAUGCACCCUGUCGCCGCUGAUCAUCCUGAGCAAAAAGAGAGGGCGCCUGAGCGACAUAGCCUGUGAAGAGAAUGGUCUCUUCAGCAUGGCUGAUGCCAGCAGUUCUACGCCCAAGCGCUCCCCAAUCAAAUGCCUACCCUUCUCUCCCUCCCAGUUCUUGAACAGUUCUGAGAAUCACGAGAAUCAUGCCAUGGACCACCCUUCUCUGACCUCAACACCACUCAGUGCCUCUCUCAAAACUGCCUUAUCCACACCACUGCACCGAGACAACACACCGAGGUUUCAAAAGGAAAAUCACAUUCUUAGAACGCCAGCAAUGAAACGAUCAAUCCUGGACUGCUCUCCAAGAACGCCAACCCCUUUUAAGAAUGCACUAGCAGCUCAGGAGUUCAAAUAUGGCCCUCUAAAACUCUUGCAUCACACCCCGUCACACCUUGCAGAAGACUUGCAGGAAGUCAUCAAACGGGAGUCUGACGAGUCUGGCAUUGUCCCCGAGCUCCAUGAAGUUGACGAGCCACGACUUAAAAAGAUCAAGCAAGAGGUGGAGUCGCCAACACAUAAAAUAGAAAACCUCUUUUUCCCAAGUCACUGGGAAACUGAGAACCUAACUACACAGCUUUUUCUACAAUCAAAUCAUAUAGAAGAUAGCCAGAAUAAUCUUCUUACAAGUUCCCUGCUAAUGAAGCCAAUGUGUGAAAAAGAAGAUUAUAAAUGUAAAGCAUUAGCCUUACCCAGGAACAGAUCGUUGGCAAGCCCAUUACAGCUGAGCAGCACAUGGGAGUCAUUGUCUUGUGGGAAGACAGAAGAUCAGAAAAUGAUAGCUGAACAGUACUGCAAGUAUAUGAAAACCUUCUCCACCCUUGUGAUGUGAAGAAGAAACGGGGUCUAGACAAGCAUUAUCAUUCUCAAAACACUUCAAAAUAACACAGAAUUGUUUGUACAAUUCAUCUACAGGAAGCAUUUUGGGAUUUUUAUUCAAGAUUGGGAGAAUUUGGUUGUGGUACAACAAUUGGGAGACGCAUCAAGUGCGUUUAAUUCUAGUCAUUGAGAGUAUUUUAUGUCGUCCAUCUACUAUAAUAUAAAACUGUAUAUAAUGAAUGGUUUUUAACACGUUGAUAAAACAAAAAUGUUGACAAUUUUGCCUAUAUUUUUAGGUGUUGCAUUGUAACCUUUCACAAAAUAUUUUGGAGAACAAGCAAACACACCAGUAUUGUUGGGAUAUAUAUUAAGAGCAGGCACUCUACUAGUUUAUUUUUCUUUGCCAGUAGACAAAAUGCAUUGUUGCCAAAAAGUAGCAGGCAUUAAUACAUAAUUCAUUAUUUAUCGCAGGUUCACCAAUAAUGGCAAACAGAAUCAAAAUUUGAAUGCUCUAAGCUUUUGAUGUUUGAAGUACUGUUUCAUAAACAAAUGCCCAUGUGCUGUGGGAUUUUUAUUUUAUUAAAAAAAGCUUUCUUAAGAAUAUACAAACUGGAAAAACAGAUUUUUUAAUAAAAUCAAAUUUAUAUUUUUUAUUCAGUAAUUUAAUUUUUUCAUUUAAAAAAUGCCAAAUGAAUGGUCUUUUUUUUAUCACCCCCUGCUGCUAUUUUUAUAGCAUGUAGACAUUGCUGGCAUUGUGAAAGCACAAUAGCGAUUUGUACAGAGACAACCUCUAUGGUAAUGUCUGCUUAAUUAUGCACUAGCAUUUCAUACGAUUUUUGUUCUGUUUUGUUAUUGAUUUUACUUGUACAUUUUCUAAGAAAUAUUUUGGGAGAUUGUUUGAAGCCUUGCACCUUCAUUUGUUUGGGAGAAGAUUGCAUUUCAUGUAUUUUUUAUUUGCCUUGUGUAUAUUUUCUUCAUGUUUUGUUCUGUAUAGUACUGCCUCUUAUGUAAGCUUUUACAAACAAAACCAUUUUUUUUAUUGAUUUUGCUGCCUUAAAGCAUUUUGUGCAGCAUACCUGCACUUAUUUUGUACUGCCUUGUUUUUAAAAAAUAAAGUGUCUUUGUAAAAAA
Messenger RNA from Spea bombifrons (plains spadefoot toad), 3515 nucleotides. It is a transcript of the gene MYB, whose product is annotated as MYB proto-oncogene, transcription factor. The record is from RefSeq and is a predicted model, not a curated record. Gene Ontology annotation, biological process: regulation of DNA-templated transcription. The transcript has 16 exons. Gene Ontology annotation, cellular component: nucleus. The coding region runs from base 163 to 2397 and encodes 744 amino acids. Gene Ontology annotation, molecular function: DNA-binding transcription factor activity, RNA polymerase II-specific; RNA polymerase II cis-regulatory region sequence-specific DNA binding. NCBI's taxonomy places the organism in Eukaryota, Metazoa, Chordata, Amphibia, Anura, Pelobatidae.